AUGUGCAGCGCUCCGCGCGGAUUUCUUGGAUUCGCGCUGGGGCCCUUUGGCGGCGCCUCUGGCGCCGCCCCUGGCGCGCUCCGCGCUCCGCACGUCGGGGAGGGUGUAUCAACGCAGAUCCCAGAAACCCGCGCGGACCUGCGAAAGUUUAUGUUUGUGCCGUUGUUUAUCAUUCUUCUGGACGAUGAUUGCGGCAAUAGUUCUUCUGGCACAGGAGAUGGACAAGGCGGGAACCGCAUGCCCUCCGGUGGACAUAGUCUUUCUGGCGGCCUCCGCGAGCCUGUCGCACACAUUGAGCGGGGCACGUCUUUGACCUGCGCACGGAUAGGAAGCAACCCUGGUGUCGGCAUCGUGGAUUUGCUUGUCUGGCACGCACCGUGA
Prorocentrum cordatum is the source of this 381-nucleotide messenger RNA. The record is from the annotation of a GenBank genome assembly. NCBI's taxonomy places the organism in Eukaryota, Dinophyceae, Prorocentrales, Prorocentraceae.